Molecule: messenger RNA, 1058 nt
Organism: Symsagittifera roscoffensis
Lineage: Eukaryota; Metazoa; Xenacoelomorpha; Acoela; Convolutidae
Source: RefSeq, a predicted model, not a curated record
GUCUCUGAUGCUGAUUUUGAACGUAUGUUUGACGAUCGAGCCAAAUUGGAGACUGUUCGGCAGUUCCCGGAAAUUCCUCUUCUUAUGUCAUUUGUUCACGUGGCCAUAUGGGUUUAUUCUCACCUUUGCAACAUCUGGGCACCCUCCUUACCCAAUUCAGAACUUAGGACCAGGCAUGAUGACGAGGGGGUGUCGUGGGAACUUCACCCACGAAAUAAGAGACAAUGGAACGAAGUGUCUAGUCACAGGUCUCGGUCGAACCCUCACGACAAUCUACUACGCCAACUUAAUUGUUGUAAUGACAAUAACCCUCACAUUAUUUUUGAAAUCACUGCGGUUGGCUUACAAAAACUGGAUCCAAGCUCGAGUAAAAAGCCAGAAUCGAAACUUGCAAUCAUGUAACUCGGAUCUUGGCGGACAAACUGCGAUUGCCGAUUGCUCUUUUCAAGUUCUGAAAACGAUGAUCAGACUUUCGAUAUCAGCGUUUUUAUACACGUUCUCGCUUUCACCUUUGGUGGCUGUGAAAAUGUACGAAAUGUAUUAUGGGUUCAGUCGUCAUAAUACAUUCCACGUGUUCAUGAUAUUCUAUCCACCCGUCUGUGGCGUAACUAUAGGAGCUCUCAAUGUUUUAUCAUACGCCUAUUUGAGUCCUGCUUUCCGACAAGAAGUUUGGAAGUUUUUCACCCGGAUCAUCAAGUGCAGCGACAUCCGAGCACGUUUUCAUACAGUUCCAAAUGAGUCACGAAGAAGUGCUACGUUGCGACUUCUUGGAAAUUCGAUUUGGAACUCAAUCGCAGUGGCAAAACAGGAUAUUUUUCGGUACGAGCAGGAUUAUGAGAAGUUUGAACUGCAGUCGACUAAUCGCUGAGGAAUUUACUAUCAAAAAUUUCUAACUUUACUAUUCACACAAAAGAAAUAUAAAAUGCCUUUAAGACUUUCUACCGAUUCAUAAAACUCUUUGAGAAGAAAGCAAGGAAAAUCUGUGACACUUUCCAUACUAUGGAGUUCUAUGAAUAACCUUCAUCCUUAGUUUAUUGAAACACAGUCUUAAGCUACGA